Messenger RNA from Symbiodinium sp. CCMP2592, 1452 nucleotides. Lineage: Eukaryota; Dinophyceae; Suessiales; Symbiodiniaceae. The record is from the annotation of a GenBank genome assembly.
AUGGAGAUGCGCAGAAGUCUUGGUAAGCUGAUAUCUGCCAGCGGCACCGUCUUGCUGGCUUCAAGCACACUCGCGCAGGAAGACGUCAAGGAUGGUGAUGUCAUCACUGCAGUUUUCCAAGACGUGACUGUUGCAGCAGCCACCAGCGCAUUUGCCGUGAUCCGCUCAGAUGGCACAGUUGUUGCCUGGGGAAACCGGCUCUGUGGCGGAGACUGCAGUGCAGUUCAGGAACAGCUGCAGCAUGUGCAAUCCAUUCAAGCAACAUGGGGUGCCUUCGCAGCUCUUCGCACUGAUGGUUCAGUCGUGACCUGGGGCGAUCCUGGCGGUGGGGGCGACAGCUCUUCCGUGCAAAGCCAGCUCUGUAAUGUUUGCCAAGUUCAAUCCACCGGGUUGGCUUUUGCUGCCAUCACGGCGGACGGAGAUGUAGUGACUUGGGGUUCUCAGCUUCAUGGUGGUGACUGCAGUGCGGUGCGUGAUCAGCUCUAUAGCGUGCAACAAAUCCAAUCCAAUAGCAUGGCUUUUGCUGCUCUUCGUGCAGACGGAUCUGUUGUGACCUGGGGCGAGGGGGCACGUGGCAUUGAUAGCCCUGCUGUUCGUGAUGAGCUGCAAGAAGGAGUUCUGAAUAUCUACUCCCAGUACUUCAUAGGCUUUGCUGCUAUCAAAGCAGGUGGUCGGAUUGUUUUCUGGGGUGGUGGCUAUGGUUCUCCGCGAGGCGUUAUCCACUCGGGGCUUGACGACAUCGCGCAUCUCCAAGUUCUUGGGGGACGGUGGGCUGCUGCUUCGGAGGAUGGAAACUUGGCACUCAGCUUUGCAUCCAUCCGCGGUGACAGGAGCUUGCUGGUUCCGGAAUGCGCAGGCAGCCUGGCACGUUGCCCACCGGAUUGCCUCGCAAUACUUCAGAAAGAUGGAACGGUGCAGUUCUGGGGGCACUGUGCCCCGACCUGGCUUCAGAAAGAACUGAGCAAUGUUGUGCGACUUCGGAUGGCCGGUGGACGUGGUGCAGCGCUCCGAUCAGAUGGGUCAGUUGUGUUGUGGGAAAACACGGCGCGUGGUGCGAAGCCUUUUUCCUCUGCGCUCGUGCACAGCCAGCUAGCGGAAGUCAAGGACAUACAAGCAAACUUGUUCGCUUUUGCCGCUCUUCGACGAGAUGGGUCUGUUGUUACUUGGGGAGAAGGCAGAUGCGGAGGCAACAGUGCCGCGGUGCAAAUGCAUUUGAAGGAUGUCAUUAGCAUCCAAGCGAGCAGCUCUGCCUUUGCUGCGAUUCGUCGUGAUGGAUCCGUGGUGUCCUGGGGUGACCCAGACAAUGGGGGUGACAGCAGUCUGGUGCAAGAACAGCUGGGCCGUCGAGUUACCCACAACAAGCAGGCGGCUCUUCGGGCAAAGAAAUCUGGUCCUCACGCCGUCAAGUCCCAAGUGUUGAAGAAGCCUUCGAAGAAGUAUUCGAAGAAGUAG